Messenger RNA from Chlorella variabilis, 2343 nucleotides. RefSeq lists its product as hypothetical. Gene Ontology annotation, biological process: L-arabinose metabolic process. The record is from RefSeq and is a predicted model, not a curated record. Bases 1 to 2343 code for a protein of 780 amino acids. The transcript has 21 exons. NCBI's taxonomy places the organism in Eukaryota, Viridiplantae, Chlorophyta, Trebouxiophyceae, Chlorellales, Chlorellaceae. Gene Ontology annotation, molecular function: alpha-L-arabinofuranosidase activity.
AUGCGGCCCGCCGCGCUGCUCACGCUGCUGCUGGCUGGGGCCUGGGCUGCCGCCGCCCAGGAGCGCCUCACCGCGGAGCCUCUGUCGCCCAACAUGCCUUGGAACGCCUCCAUCACCGUAGACUUGGCGGCACGUAAAGAUAUUAGCUCCGUGCUCUUCGGCAUCUUCUUCGAGGAGAUCGGCCACGCCGGCGACGGCGGGCUGUACGCUGAGAUGGUGCAGGACCGAAGCUUCGACGCGCUCGCCGCCGCCACCGGCUUCCUCGCCUCCCCCGCCUCCCGCCUGCCGCUCGACCUGCCCGCCCUGGCGGCCCGCCACCGCCACCCGAUGCGCCCGCUGCACACGCCCUGGGACAAUCCCUCCAACAAGACGCACAGCAGCAAGCGGGAGUAUCUGGAGGAGCGGCGGCGCGACGCUGCCUACGAGCCGCGCAACGACAUCAUUGUGGCGUGGCAGCCCAUCCCCGGCACCACCGCGGUCCUGACCAAGGAGCAGCCACUGAACCCGCGCAACCAGGUGUCCAUGGAGCUGACCGCGGGGCCAGGCCCUCGCUCCGGCAUCGUCAACUUUGGGUACUGGGGAGUGCAUGUGCAGCAGGGCCAUUCCUACACCGUUUCCCUGUACCUUCGCACUCCAGACACCACCACCAAGAGCGUGACGGUCUCUCUGGUGAGCGAGGACGCCGCCACACACUACGCCAACCUCACCUUCCACGGCGUCGCCUCCGGCUGGCAGAAGUACUCGGGAGAGCUGGUUUCCAGCGCCACAGACACCAACGCCCGUGUGGCGUUGCUGUUUGAGGGGCCCGGUGCCCUGGCUGUCGACUCCGUCAGCGUCUUCCCCUCUGAGAAUGUGGCCAAGGGGGCGGGCAUGAUGAACCCCUGGCCCUUCCGCGCAGACCUGCUGGGGGCGCUCAAGGCGCUGCAGCCCGCCUUCCUGCGCUUCCCCGGCGGCUGCUACAUCGAGGGCGACUGGAUGCGCAACGCGUACCGCUGGAAAGAUUCUCUGGGGCGCAAUGAGGAGCGCAGCGGGCACAUGAACGGCGUCUGGGGCUAUUGGUCCACGGAUGGCCUGGGCCUGUUUGAGUACAUGCUGCUGGUGGAGGAGCUGCGCACAGAGCCGAUCUGGGUGGUCAACAAUGGCGUGGCGCAUGGGGACAGCAUCCGCGCUGCCGAUGUGUGGCCCCUGGUGGAGGACACGCUGGACUCUCUGGAGUUCAUCUCGGGCCCGCCAGACAGGCGAGCUGCCACCUGCAUGCAAGGGGGCACACCGCGUCGAGGGGCCAAGUGGGGUGCUGUGCGCGCCGCCAUGGGCCACCCUGAGCCCUGGGAAAUCAACUUCAUGGCCAUCGGAAACGAGGACUGCGGCAAGUGGAUGUACCUGCAGAACUACCUGCUGUUCUUCGGCGCCGUCCGCGCCCGCUACCCGCACAUGCGCCUGAUCUCCAACUGCGACAUGGGCCAGGACGCGCCCACAGACCUGUGGGACUGGCACGUGUACACCAACCCGCAGUCCAUGUUCAACCUGCGCCACGCCUUUGACGGCAAGACGCCACAGAACUCGCCCUACAUCUUCGCCAGCGAGUACGCGGUGACCGACGGCGGCGGCUGGGGCAACGUGGUGGGCGCGGUGUCCGAGGCUGCCUUCAUGACUGGCAUGGAGCGCAAUGGAGACAUUGUGACGCUGGGCGCUUAUGUGAGUGUGCCACCGGGGCAGCAGGCCGCUGUGCUGUGCCUGCAGAAGAGGGCCCCGCUGUUUGUGCACUGGAACAACCGCCCCUGGCCCACAAACAUGAUCGUCAUAGACAACAGCAGGUGGUUUGGAAUCCCCAGCUACUACGUGCAGCAGAUGUUCCGCCAGGCGCAGGGCACCGCCUACUUGGACACAACCGUGUUCACUGACCCGGCCUCAGAGGUGCAUGAGGAGAAGGUGGCGGCGUCUGCCACCUGCCAGAGCACUGCCUGCGACCGCAUCGCUGUGAAGAUCGUCAACUUCAGCUCCUACCUGCAGCGCAUCGCAGUCCUCCUGAGCGGCCGCGACGCUGCAUCUGUGGCGGGCGAGGGGGAGAUGGUGUACCUGUGGUCGGCCCACCCUGAGGACGAGAACAGCUUUGACAACCCAACCAAGGCGAGCGCGCACGAGUUGGGAUGUUUGUUGAUGCUGGCUGCUAUCGCGCCCGCCGCAGCCGCCGUGGACGGCCUAUCCUCCAAGUUUGUGCUGCCGCUCAAGCCCUGGAGCGUCAACAUCCUGCAGCUGCGACUGGAGCCCAGCCCCAGCCCCAGCCCCAGCAGCGGCCUGCAGGCCAGCGGCAGCGGCGGCGCGGCCGACGUGGCUGCUGCGUGA